UCUGACUGGUGACAUUGCUAAUAUUACCAUGAGUCCCAGACAGGAACACUGGGGUCAUCUAAAACCCCUGGAUUCGCACCUCGGAUUGUCUGCGAUGUUGUGCAAUCAUCUGUUCCAUUACUUCCUCUUCUGACGUGCGUGGGGACUGAGGCAAAGUGACGGGGAAGAGGGGCUGAGCCGAGAGCGUAUACACAACGCAGCGAUACUUUUCUGAAACUUGGGAGACACCGACAAAACUUGGGUCGUGGAACCUACGCUAUCAUGUCAUGAGGAGUAUUUUUUGGAUUUUGGUUCUCAACAUUCAGAGAAGACUGGGAUUUCAGUCCGGGGAGGAUGGGUCGUUUUCAUGAAUCACAGGCACCUUGUUGAACCUUACCGGAUCACUCCAGAGAACUGCACUGCUUACUGUAGUAAAAGAGCCCUGCCAGUGGAGAUGGUACAGUGGAUCUCAGUGCUGGUAGCAUGCCUUUGUACCCAGGUUCAUGUCACCUACGCUGCCCUCGACUGCCCUAGUGAGAAGCGAAAAGGUGCAGACUUCUCCGUGGCCUACACACCACAAUUCCAGUUUCAAACUAACAAACCCAUUCAAAACAUAGUGGUCAAUCGGGAUCCGAACGAGGUUUACUUGACCUCGCAAAAUGUCCUCGAGGCGGUGGAUUUCAACUUUGUGAAGAAAUGGCAGGUACGGACUGGUCCUGUCGGAAGUCCUGAAUGUGAGACUUGUAACUGUGGUAUUGAAAUAGACCCCAACUCGCCUGUGGAUACAGACAACCAAGUGUUGCUCUUGGACUCACUGUCGUUCCCGCCUGCACUGUACACCUGCGGCAGCACCCAGUACGGGGUGUGCCACCUCUAUUUCCUCGAAGAAGAUGGGAGGCCUCCCUCUCCCAAGUGCCUCUACAAGAAGGAGAAAAACUCAGCUGCCUUCUGCCCCUCUUGCAUCGCCAGUCCCCUUGGCACUCGGGUUAGCCUUGUGGAUGAUGGACACAUUGCGUAUUUCUUUGUCGCCAGUAGCGUCAAUAGCACUGUGGCUAGAGGUCACGGCAGGAGGUCCAUAGCUGUGUACCGGCCGCUGUCAACCGAGGACGGCUUUGAGGUGACGCUCGGGAACCUGACAGUGCUGCCCAAGCUGCAGGACUCUUACCCCAUCGACUACAUUUACAGCUUCCACGACGAAAGGUAUGUGUAUUUCCUGUCGGUGCAGAAGGAGAACAUUGACGACGCCUCCUCGCCUGUCCAGACACGGCUGGGCAGACUCCCGGCUAAGAACCCCGAAGUCUGGCUGUACCGCGAGCUGGUGCUCGAGUGCUACUUCUCGCCCAAGAGGAGGCGGCGGAACGUGGGCGCCUUCGGGGAGGUGGUGUACCGUGCCCUCCAGGCGGCACACACCAGCCCGGUGGGCGAGGAGCUGGCGCCCGAGCUCGGGGUGAAGGCCCACGAGCCCAUCCUGUACGGGGCGUUCGCCCGCAUCGAUGCGUCGGGCAGGCUGCUGCGGGAGUCGGCCCUGUGCGCCUUCCCCGUCAGCGCCAUCAACAAGGCCAUUGACGACGGCGUGGAAAACUGCUGCAGGGCCAGCAAAGAGCAGCUGUCCAGGGGCCUGUGCCAGUACCAGGCCUGCAUGAGCUGUCCUCAUGAGAAUGUGGAGCAAAACUGUAAGUACCAGCCCACCCUGGUCUCCAGUCCGUUUCGAAGGGCGGUGCUGUUCAACAAGCAGAUGACGGACGUUCUCCUGACCUCCCUCCUGGUGACCACCAUAGACCAUGUGACCGUGGCACACAUUGGCACCGACAACGGACGACUACUGCAGGUGGUGCUGCGGAGGACAAAUCCCAUCAUCUAUGCCAACUACUCCCUCAGUGAGGGCCAACCCGUAUCCCGAACCUCCACCAUCCAGUCAGACAACUCCCUGCUCUUCGUUGUCGGGAACAAGCUGAUCAGUGUGUCCCCAAACGGCCCGGGCUGUGCCCACUUCUCCAACUGCCACCUGUGUCUGGAUGCCCCCAGCUUCAUGGGCUGUGGCUGGUGCGGGGACCGGUGCAGUCUGCAAAGCCAGUGCAAUGCCAGUGUCGACCAGUGGAGGAGCAACACUUGUCCGCCAAUCAUCACUGGGUUUCUCCCCAGGACGGCGACCCCGGAUGGCAGGGCUGAGCUGACGCUGUGUGGCUGGGAGUUCCAGUCUCUGGCCCGGCCCAUCUUCACCCCUGAGACGCACCAAGUGAGCGUGGGGAAAACUCCCUGUACUGUGCUGCCACUCAAGAGCAGCAGCACCAGGCUGGUGUGCGAGAUUGGCAAGAAGGUGUCUGAGGUGUCCCAGCCUCUGACCAUCACGCUGAACGUAGACGAGAGAAGGGUGAAAAGUGGAGCACGCUACUCCAUCCAGGGCCAGGCUGAGAAAGACGGCUUCAUGUUUGUGGUGCCAAAGAUCACAGGCUUCACCCCCAGCUUUGGGCCCCAGGUCGGGGGUACAAGCAUCACUGUCUCAGGGACACACCUGGAUGCUGGAACAGUUAAGAAGAUCUAUUUGGAUGGCACAGACUGUCCCAUCCAGAGUACAUUCUUCAAUGAAUCCAUGACCUCGGUCACUUGCCUCUCCAAAGGAUCGCCUACACUAGGAGAUGUCCCCGUCAUGAUGACGAUCGACCAGUCACAGGUGACUGCAGCACAGCUGUUCCGCUUCAAGAAGACCCCGGUGGUGACAAAUGUCUCACCAAAUUGUGGGUUUAUCAGUGGAUCCAACAUUACAUUCACCGGCAAGAACUUGGACUCUGUAGUGAGAUCUACGGUUCGAUUCAAACCAGACAAUUCAGGCAUUACUUACUCUCAGGAGUGUAAGCACACGGGGCAUCCCACUGAGGUGCGGUGCCUGAGCCCCCAGUGCCCGGAGUCUGAUGGGAUGCUGUAUGUGGACAUGGAUGGAGCCAAGGGCCUGCUGAAGAGCCGCUUCUCUUGCCACCCUUACGCCCGACCAAUCCCCAUCGAGCAGGAGGACCACACGCUCAAGCUCAGCCCAGGCCAAGACGAAGUCUCCCUGCAUCAUGUGAAACUUACUGAGGUCCAGUCAUGCAUGAAAAUUAACAUGACUCUGGGAGGGGUGGACUGCCAUGCCAAGAUUUUGGAGAAUGAGAUCACCUGCAGGAUACCCAAAGACCUGAUCAUCCCGACCGAGGGAGUCGCUGUUCGGGUGUCUGUGAAUGGGCAGAUCCAUGAGGUGGGCUGGGUGAGGUACGUGCGCAAUGAGACGGUGGCGAUCAUCGUGUGUAGCAUAAUCUUGGCCCUGCUGGUCGGGGCGGCCCUGGCCUCCAUCAUCAUGUACACACUCAGGAAGAAGAAGAAGAAGGCAGCCAUUGAGAAUCGGUUGUCUCGUCACUCCAGUCGAGGUGGGCCAGGCUCCGACCAUCUCCUCAUGGGGGACUACAGGAGAGUCUCCCACUCUGAAACUCCUGUGUCGCCAGAUCCCUCCUUCAGCCCCACGUCUGGCGGCGGCUCCGGCUCUGGCUCGGCCCCGCUGGCCUUCCACGGUCUGGCCUACGCCGGAGCCUUCAGCGCCUCGCUGCCCCUGCUCGCCCCAGACGGCAUCAACAUGAAGGCCCUCCGAGACGACCUUCUGGAGGAGGUCAAGGACGUGCUGAUCCCUGCCGACACGCUCACCGUCCACUACGGACAGGUUAUCGGAAAGGGUCAUUUUGGAACGGUGUACCACGGCUACCUGAAGGAUGGCCAUAAUAAUGAGACGCACUGCGCCGUCAAGUCACUGACCAGAAUAACAGACCUGGAGGAGGUGGAGCAGUUCCUGCGUGAGGGUAUCAUCAUGAAGGCGUUCCACCACCCCCACGUGCUCUCUCUCCUGGGCAUCCUGCUGCCUGCAGAGGGCCUGCCCCUGGUCGUCCUGCCCUACAUGAAACACGGGGACCUGCGCCACUUCAUACGCAGCGAGCAGAGGAACCCCACCGUGAAGGACCUGAUUGGCUUUGGUCUCCAGGUUGCCAAGGGAAUGGAGUACCUGGCACAGAAGAAGUUUGUGCACAGGGACCUGGCGGCACGCAACUGCAUGCUGGACGAGUCGUUCACAGUGAAGGUGGCCGACUUUGGCAUGGCGCGGGACGUGUUCGAUAAGGAGUACUACAGCAUCCAGGACCAUAAGAAGGCCAAGCUGCCUGUCAAGUGGAUGGCUCUAGAGAGCCUGCAGACACAGAAGUUCUCCACCAAAUCAGACGUGUGGUCGUUUGGUGUGUUGAUGUGGGAGAUGUUGACCAGGGGAGCCAGCCCCUACCCAGAUGUGGACCCCUACGACAUGAGCCACUUCCUACUGAAGGGCCGCCGCCUGCCCCAGCCGCAGUACUGCCCCGAUGCACUGUUCUCGGUGAUGCUGCAGUGCUGGGCUCCCGAGCCGGAGACGCGGCCCAGCUUCCACGGCCUGGUGCAGGUGGUGCAGGAGAUCCUGUCCUGCCUGGAGGGGGAGCACUACGUGGCCACCAGGGUCACCUACGUCAACUUGGACCAGCCGCGACCCUACCCUGCACUCACGACCGCCAGCUCCAUGGACACUCUGUCAGAUGACCAAGAAGGCUCUUCCUGACACACACCCCCCCUCCCGAAAUCUCCUCCUCCAGCCCAAUGAGCCCCAAAACUUGCCGUGAUGUCCGACAUGUUCUGUUUCAAGCGAAGCAAGCAGGGGCUCUAAAUUAACACCCGCAAACCAGGCAAACGCGGGUGGAAAAAUUCAAUUUGGUUGGUAGAAAGUAGAAUUUACCAGCCACUUUGACCCAUUAGGGAGUUUUGUGUCUGGCUAGUAAGAUUAACAUCUACUAUCCAUUUUGGCUGGUAAUGAAAAAAGUUAAUUUAGAGCCCUGGAAGCAAGUAUGUACGACUGCUGCCUGUUAUGUGUCUAUGCCACUGGAUGUAACUCGUACCGGCUUCGGUUGCAUUGAAUCGAGAGUGUCUGGUGUCACACGAAAAAGGCCCAUUGCCCUGGAAACCCUGCAGUGCAUCACCCCAACCCCACCCCUCUGGCCUCUGGGAUAGCCCUGGCAGUGUGGAACGUCAGUGGACCUCGACUACAGGAGGAUACCGGCCACAGAUGCGGAGGUAAAGGGGCAGUCUCUGAUGGCUUCUCCUCGCACAUACACCCCCACGUGAAGAGUCGGACAUGGGGUGGAGGGAGCCAUGCCUUCAGUGUGGGAGUGCUGCUUAGUGUCUGGUCUACACAGUCUCACACCCAUCUCAUCAAUACUGUACAUGUUACUUUGAACAGGCCUCAAUAUAUGAUGCCAAAACUGUACCCCUUUGUGUUACAUCAUGACUCAAAAGGCAAAGGUACCCCUCUUUGUGUCGCAUAGUGACGCAAUGGGCCGCGACUGUGACAAGUAUGUUUCUGUGACAGUCACGUUUAAGGGAAAGGUUUAAGUGUUGGCAAUCUGGCCUUAUACUUCUUUAUGUAAAACGAAAGGGUAACCUUUGUCGUCAUAUCUUGAGACCUGGUCAUAAAUGAUAGUUUUGGUGUCAUGUUGUUGAUCAUAUUGAUGCGCUGGGUGUAAGACUGGGUUGGUCUGGUCAAGAGAGGACAAUGAGAGACGUGCUGGGAGACUUUUUGCAGUGUAUUGUUUACAACAGCUGCAACACUGAAACUUGAAUGUGACCGUGGAGGAUUUAUUUUUGUGUCUUUUUUGAGUCUAUUGAUAUUUCACAGCCAUGCUUGAUUUUCUCAGAAAUGCUUGCAAGCACUGAUUUUUUUUCCCCCAUCUAAAUCCUUUGUGACUAAUUUCUGACUGCAACAAUGUGGCAUUUUUUAAGAGACUUUAUAUUACAGCACAAAGAAUUUCUGGUGAAUGAACAACUCUUUUUUAUACUUCACAACUGUACAGAGAAACACAAUAAAUUGAACUUUAAAGUUUGAGUUGGCCUAAUGUUUGAUGGCUUCUGAUAUCCUUACUUGGUUGCACAAGUCAAUACUCCAUAUACAAUAUACAAUAUCCAUAUACAAAAGGCAAAAAACACCUG
Messenger RNA from Engraulis encrasicolus (European anchovy), 5997 nucleotides. RefSeq names its product macrophage stimulating 1 receptor a (gene mst1ra). Gene Ontology annotation, cellular component: plasma membrane; signaling receptor complex; basal plasma membrane. Gene Ontology annotation, molecular function: ATP binding; hepatocyte growth factor receptor activity; protein binding. The record is from RefSeq and is a predicted model, not a curated record. The transcript has 21 exons. NCBI's taxonomy places the organism in Eukaryota, Metazoa, Chordata, Actinopteri, Clupeiformes, Engraulidae. Gene Ontology annotation, biological process: positive regulation of kinase activity; nervous system development; neuron differentiation. The coding region runs from base 347 to 4576 and encodes 1409 amino acids.